CUCACUGUAGAUGGAUGUAGCAGAGUUUAGGUUCAGUGUGUCUCUCUCAGCUUUAAAGCUCACCUUUAUGCUGCUUUUCGCUCUCACACCUGUUGAAGGUCAGUUACAUGUGGUUGGAUCUCCUCAGCCUAUCGUAGCUGCUCCAGGUGAUGAUGUCAUCCUGCCGUGUCACGUAGAGCCAAAGUUUAACGUGGUGGGACUGACGGUGGAGUGGUCGAGGCCUGAUCGUAAUAUGGAAUAUGUACAUCUAUACAGGCACAACAGGGAGAUGACGUACAUUGGGAGGACGGCGUUGUUCACAGACGGCCUGAGAGAAGGAAACAUCUCACUAAGAAUCACUAAUGUGACACAAGAAGAUGAAGGAAGAUACAAAUGUUUCAUCCCAAAGUUAAAGAGUCAAACAAAGUCUUUAAUUGUUCAUCUGAUUGUUGCUAAAACUGUGACAACAGAGACACCACUGCAUCCUGAAACUCUCCAAACUCCUAAUCUGGCAGAAGAGUUUCACAGUAAAGGUGGUUUGUCCCGUCGGAGCCGACUGAUCCCAUUUGGGGUCAGCGUUUUUUUUAUUGUGCUCUGUGUCACAGUCGCAGGAUGUUGGUUCGCUGAGUCAAAGUGUCAAAAAACAGAUGUAAAAGACUUGAAUCUUUGAUUUUAUGCAUUUGCCUCAUGGCUGAAGGAUGGAAAUGAAGGAAAACUGUGUGUCUGUUCUUUCUUACUCCAGCUUGCGAGUGCAGCUUCAUAGGUGACUCUUGGACAAAUUGGAAACAUUAACAGAGGUGAAAGCAUCACCCACUUCACUUAAUUUUUUUGUUGAAGGAUUCAAAGCAACAACGUUUCCAGCCUCAUGUGGAUACGGCGGAUCUGCAGCAGGAGCAUUUCACAAUGUCCUGUAAUUUGUUUGGAGUCACGCUGAACCUCUGGUUUAAACAAGACAGUUAACAUACAGAAACAACAACAACCAUCAUUGAUGCCAAAGUUGACUUCUGGGAUCAAACUUCAAAAGCGUGAAGUGGUCUGCUGUAGAGCAUUUCGUGACUGUUUGAGCAAAUCUUCUGUCCAAGUUACUUUCAUGUGAGGAAACCUGUACAAGGACACAGAGAAGCAUUUAGGACGACGUUCUUUUCUGUGUUUUGUUUUGCUG
Molecule: messenger RNA, 1141 nt
Organism: Pundamilia nyererei
Lineage: Eukaryota; Metazoa; Chordata; Actinopteri; Cichliformes; Cichlidae
Product: myelin-oligodendrocyte glycoprotein-like
Exons: 4
Coding region: 11-649 (212 amino acids)
Biological process (GO): T cell receptor signaling pathway; regulation of cytokine production
Cellular component (GO): external side of plasma membrane
Molecular function (GO): signaling receptor binding
Source: RefSeq, a predicted model, not a curated record